GUCAAUAGUUAAAAAAUAAAAAUAUGAUUGAAGAUAACGAAUGGCAUACAGUGACAAGUCACAAGACCACACACCCUAACUCGCAAGCCAAUUCUUCGCCUUCUUCAAAUACAAGACGCAAGUCAAAACAUAAAAUACCUAUUGUUAAGCAACAACAACAACAACAACCGCAGAAACAACAUGCUACUUCAAAAUCACAUAAAGACAAAAAGACCCAUCCUCAUUCAUCCUCAAAUCAUCGUCGUCAUCAUGCUGUAAACCAUCCAACAAGUAAUCCUUUUCAUGCUGCUGAUGACGAUGAUUCUGAUGAAGAAGAAGAAAAUGACGAACAGAUUGAUCCUAUCGAUUUACCUGUUCCACCUUACCAUACAACCAUUGUCAUUUCUUGUCCUUUUCAAGGAUGUAAUUCUCCCAUUCCUUUUGUGGAUACAACUUCACUUGUUAAGCACUUGAAAGAUGAUCACCAACUUGUAUUUAAGAAUCUUCAUCACAUGUAUAUGGCUUUGGAUACUUAUUUAUCACGUUGGGCAAAAGAAUUUGAGAAUAAGUCUAUUAGUGAAAUUGGUGAAUUAGAUACUAAUAAUAAUGUUUAUGUCAUUAAUCCCGAAAAAUGUGCCUUGGAUAAAAAAAUCCGAGAAGACAUGCAACGAGCCAAAUUGAAUGAGGUCUUAAAGACUCAACAAAAUGAACGAGAAAAUGACUCCAAAGUGCCCAGGAAAUGUCUCUUUUGUAAAAUUAUUGGCGAAAAUAGAACUACUCUUUUUAAACAUAUGUUUUCGGAACAUAAUUUCAAUAUUGGUUUACCAGAUAAUUUAGUUUAUGUAAAUGAAUUUCUUGAUACUUUGGAAGGCAAAUUAUCAAAACUUCAAUGUCUUUAUUGUGAAAAGACAUUUACUAGUCCUGCUGUAUUACGUAAACAUAUGAGAAAAAAGAAGCAUUUUAAGAUUGCAGCCAAGAAUAGACAAUAUGAUAGAUUUUAUGUUAUCAACUAUUUAGAACCGGGAAAAAACUGGGAAAGCUUUGAACAUGAUACUUAUGACAGUGAUGAUGACAAGCAGGACGAUUCAUGGGCUGAUUGGGAGGAAGAUGUUCAAGAAUCAACCAUGUGUUUAUUUGAUACACAAGUAUUGCCUUCACCAAAAGAAGCAUUAGAUCAUAUGAAGAAAGUACAUCAUUUUAAUUUAUCUGAAUUAAGAAAGACUAAAGGCCUUGAUUUUUACCAAGUUAUUGUUUUGAUCAAUUAUAUUCGUCAUCAAUCAUCUAACCUAACAUGCUUCUCUUGUGAAAAGGUCUUUGAUAAUGAAACAGAGCUUGCUGAUCAUUAUAAGGAAGGAAGCUGCAUUACGAAAUUUGUUCCAAUGGAUGCUCCUUUUUGGAAAGAUCCUCGAUUUCUUAUUCCAACCUAUGAAAACGAUCCUCUAUUAACUGGAUUCGAAGAAGAAGAGAAUGAAGAAGAAGAAGAAGAAGAUUUAAAAGUGCCAGAUAUUGAAUCUAAGAAAAAGUAUCUUCAUCAAAUGAUGGAGAAAUCUCUUUCAGUCUCUGAACAAUAAAACGAUUUUUUUUUUAUUUUGCAAUUACAAUAAUAAGAGAUAAAAUACAUCCGACAAUAGUAAUAAUCAGUAAGAAACAACACAUAGUUCUCCUUGACUUUUUUUGAUAACGAUUAGCAACUACAAGCUCAUCAGCUGCUUGUCUUGUAUUUUGUGCAAUAUUUAAUACAUUGCCAUAGAUACUUUCUAAAAGAUAAAAAAAGAAAAAAAAAAAGAGCCUGUUUUACUAUAAUUAUCCCUUAAAUAAAUACUUGUUCAUACUUACGAAUACCGCUUUCUUGUUCAUUC
Messenger RNA from Cokeromyces recurvatus, 1838 nucleotides. RefSeq lists its product as uncharacterized. The coding region runs from base 24 to 1550 and encodes 508 amino acids. The transcript has 7 exons. The record is from RefSeq and is a predicted model, not a curated record. Lineage: Eukaryota; Fungi; Mucoromycota; Mucoromycetes; Mucorales; Mucoraceae.